CUAACAUGGUGGAAGCUGCUUCACGCUGGGACGCGCGGUGCCGAGUCGCCGCGUCGCUAUGGGAGCGGCGCUGCUGCUGCUGCUGCUCGCGGUGAUCUUCACGCGACGCGGGCAGCAGGAGGCCCCGCGCACAGGGGCAGCCGCCGCCGGCUGCGCCCGCGGCGCCUUCAGGCUGCCCGGCAUGGCGCGCUGCGAGCCGCUGCUGGGCUGCACGGAGAUACGGGGCGCGGUGCGGCCCCGUGGGCUCCUGGGGCAGGGCGCCGUGAAGCAGGUUCACCUGGCGGAGUGGCGUGGCCUCACCGUGGCGCUGGCUCGACUCCGGGACCCACGCUACCGCGCCGACAUGCGGCACGGAGUGGCCAUGCUGCGCGGGCUGCAGGGCCCCCACGUGGUGCAGCUGGUGGGGGUGUGCGAGGAGGACGACGCCUUUGUGGCGGAACACCACGCGCUGGGGGCGCUCCACACGGCCGAGCGCGUGCUCCAGGGCCACGGCUGGAGGACGCGCAUGCAGGUGGCGAUGAGCUACGUGGAGGUGUUGGCAUAUCUGCACGAGAGCCCACUGGGCACGCGCGUUAUGUGCGACUCCAACGACCUGGCCAAGACACUGUCGCAGUUCCUGCUCACGUCGGAGCUGCGCGCCGUAGCCAGCGACCUGGACGCGUUGCCGCCGGUCGACCGCGGCGCCGGCCGGCUCGCCACGUGCGGCCACCGUCAGCUCGGCGGGGACUUCGUGGCGCCUGAGCAGCGGUGGCCCUACGACGAUCGGCCCUUCGAUGAGAGCGCCAUGCCGGGCUACGACGAGAAGAGCGACGUGUGGAAGGUGCCCGACGUCACGGAUUUCCUGCUGGGUGAUGCGCGGGGAAGCGACGUCGCUCGCUUCCACCUCUUCGGAGUGCACGGCCGCUGCAAGGAGCGCGAGCCGGCGCUCAGGCCCAGCGCCGGGGAGCUUGCGCGCACGUACAGGGCCCUGCUGGCAGAGCUGGAGCACGAGGAACUGUGAGAUCCACGCGGUCACACGGCCAAACAAAACUCUUUGAGUUUGUGAAGCGUCUUAUAAGUGCAACUGCAUAUAAGCAAACUAUUAGGAUGUGUUACAAAGAAGGAGGUGUGUAUGUAAUGUAUGGUGGGGUGGAGCGGUGAUGCAGUGGUUAGCGCACCACGCUGUGAACUUUGCGACCAGUUUGUUUCUCAACCGUGGCUAACAUCAGUGGCAAGUGUUGUCUGAACUGGUCCUGGGCCCCAACUCUUUGCCAACCUCCACUGACAAGCGUGAAGUAUGGCUAAACACCAUCCAAGAUUGACACAUGGGGAGGUAUUAAUUCAGAGUGGAGUUGUAAAUUGUUUAUUACGUAUAUAUUUACACACUAUUUUAAGUGAAGAGUCGGGCAACAAAGCAGAAGAGGCGUGGUCUUGAACUGAAGUUGGGAGUCUACAGCACAAGAUGGCUUUGAGCUCCACGAUCUCGAUGAUUGUUCAACUCUCAAACCCAAGUGGUGAGUCCUGCAUUUACCCAAGCUUCUUCAGAGCUGAGACUGUGCAAGCUGAAGAAAGGUCCAUCACUCCCGUUAUCAACUUGGAAUCGUAUAUGGCACCGACGGGGCCCUGCUGGCUCUCCACACUGUACCCUACACCCACGUGCCCCCUGAAUGUGUCCGCCCAUCUCGAACCUCGGGAACUAAGCAGGCUUGAGUCUGGAUAGAAUUGCCUGACAUUACAUCCCUAGCUUUUAUGUGAUAAAUGCCACAUUCAAUAAAUGAGCAAUAACAAUUGAAAAGUUUUGCACAGGAGUUACAUUUGUGUGUGAAGGCUUGAAGUAAAGGGGUUUAUUUGAGUGCAAAGUCUGUAACGUUUCGUGGACUCUCAUCAUGGGGCUACUGUGACAUUGAUCCCGUCUUGUUUGCUUUUUUUAAGAGUGAUACACGCGACCUUUGGUCCAACUUCCUCCUUCCCUCUAAUUCAGACAAAUAAUGUCACCACUGCAGUUCUCAUCGCAGUAGGCAUGCCCAGGAGACAUUGGGCUCAAUGACACGGGUGAUACCCAUUAUGGGCAAAACCAGUAUUUGUACAGGUGGAGAGGUUAUUUUCAGUCUACUGAGGCUAAAUACAAUAGUGUUUGAUAUCAUUAGUCUUUAUCGGAAUCUAAUUGAUUGUACUGUAUAUGAAUGGUAGAUAACCCUUUUUCUAAGCCUGGCUUACUCACCUGACUGGUUUCCCUUUACGGCUUUCUUCUCAGUGAUCUUUGCGAACCAUUUGUGUGUGGGCAUAGAGGCUGAUGGGCCAGUAGUUCUUCAAGUCAGUUCUAUCACCAUUAUUAUUAUUUUUUAUAGAUUUAAGAUCGAGACAGCAUUCUACGAUUGAGGUUUACUUGAUGUACAAAUAUUUUCUUGUCGGUCUGUACAUUUUGUUCCAACUGGUUCAACUUCUCUGUGGCCCUGAUCUUGCUGCGAUUACAGCGGUUGACGGAUCAUUCAAAUAUUAA
Lethenteron reissneri (Far Eastern brook lamprey) is the source of this 2479-nucleotide messenger RNA. It is a transcript of the gene POMK, whose product is annotated as protein O-mannose kinase. The record is from RefSeq and is a predicted model, not a curated record. Gene Ontology annotation, biological process: carbohydrate phosphorylation; protein phosphorylation; protein O-linked glycosylation. Lineage: Eukaryota; Metazoa; Chordata; Hyperoartia; Petromyzontiformes; Petromyzontidae. Gene Ontology annotation, molecular function: ATP binding; protein kinase activity; carbohydrate kinase activity. Gene Ontology annotation, cellular component: endoplasmic reticulum membrane.